ACACACAGAGCUUACAGAGAGCGCAAUAAGAUCUUCUGGAGCGAUUCACAUUUCUGGAGCUGGUUUUAUUAUGACUGAUCAGUGGAGCUGUGGGAAUUGCUCAGACAAGAAGAUCAGAUGAUCCUUCAGAACAAAUCAAAACCAGACACAAUUCUGGUAUUGUCCUAAAGCCACGCAAAGAGCCACAAGAAGACCAAAUGCCAGCUGACCUUUAACCCAUUCAUAUAUCAUGGAUGUCCGUCUGCAGGGCAACUCUCAGCUCCACCACGCAGUCAACGGCGGCACCAGUCGAAAUUCUCGGCCUGGCAAAGACAAUAAUCUGCAUUAUCUGAGCCGAGAGGAACAGGAGUGUAUCCAGUUCUUUGAGGAAACCAUUGGGUCUUUGGAGGAGAGUAUGGGUGAGGAACAACAAAGGCUUGGACAGAGGAGGCCCUCUGAACGCAACAGUCAGCCUGUUGAACAGGUUGAUGGACUUUCAAGCCUGGCUCAGAACCGUGAGGUGUCGUCUCACGAUAUAAUCGAUCUUGUCCACCCAAAACCAGACUCGAUGCAAACUAAAAAGCCAAUCUUCAGCACCAGCCAUCCAGAUUUUAACCACAUAUUACCACCUCCUGAAAGACACUUUGAGGCAAAGCUAAGGCAUGACAAUUUCCCUUCAGAGUAUAAUGCUCCUUUACGCAGUGCAAGCUUUGGGCCUACAGACAGCCAUCCCUCCUACCACCCUCCAGGCAGUGUCCCAACUCCAGUUUUGAUUGCCCAGAAGAUAGCAGAGAACCAGGGAGAUGGAACGUCAAGCAUGCAUCCUUCCUCUUUACUCCGUCGCCUUAGCAUAGAGUCGGACAAAACACCAAGAGACAGAUCUAAUAUUUCUGUGAAACAUGGUCCUCCUACCUCAACAAAGCCAACUCACUAUCCUCCAAACAUCAAUGUGGUUCUUGGUGGAAAGGAGCACCAAAAACCAGUGUCUAAUGUAAACAUCUAUGAGCGACAGGAGCAGAUGUUGGCAAACCUGGCAGGUACUUCCAAUCAUCCGCUGGAGGAUAAUUCUCAGCAAGGUGUGGAGCAGGACACUCAAAACAGUCCAUCUUGUAGUAUUUCCUUUACAGACCCAGCACCGGAUAAAUCCAGAAUGGAGGCCCUGUCAAAGCUGGGCCUGACAAGGGACAGACCUACAUCACUCCAGAUAACACCUGGCAACUCCCCAAAAGAACCCCUCAGAGGUCAAGACACCAGAGCCUUAUCUCCAGACACCAGUCAAACUCUGAAAGCAGAAAUCAGCACCAACAUUCCAGAACCAGAUUUACCAAUACCACCUCCAACAUUUUUUAAUGAUGACAAAAAUACAGAGAUCUUCCACAAACAUUCCUUCAGCAGCCAUGAUGAAAAAGGUUCUAAACUGAACCCAUCAUAUCCAACAAUGUCCCAAAAGAGAUAUCCUUCCCCUCCUCCAGCUGAGGUCACCUUUCCAGCAUUUAACAGCUUUGGAGGUAAAUCCAUUGUGGUCCAUCCCCCUUUAUCCCAAAAGAACGAACCAACAACCUCUCCAAGUAGCUCUGAACCUAAAAACCUUUCACUUGCACUUUCUAACUCCAUAGAGCUCAAUCCCUACGGAGGAAAAUCAAAAGUUAUGACCCCUGCAACUACACCCAUAGCCAGGACUAAUCUACCUGACAUCCUCAGCUCUCAUAUUGAUACAAGAGAAACCAUUCCUGCCAAAACAGAUCCACAACCCGUUGAGUCUAACAAGUAUGGAGGAAAGAGCCGAAGCUUUGAUCCUGUUUCCGGGCUUUAUCGGACAUCAGAAAGCCAAAGUAAAAGUGUCAAACCUCCAGCCCCAACCCCAGCCCCUAGACCUCCUCGUCAUUCCUACCAUGGUGUGGUUCCUGCUCAGAAACCACCAGCAAGAGCCUCGUCUCCCGAAUACAGGCGAAGGCCCAGCUCCACGUUCCGUCCUCAAGGCAUUACCGUACAGUUUUGUGGACGAGGAGCCAUGAAUGAAUCACGCAGGGAGGCCUUAAAGAGACUGGGUCUGCUGAAAAACUCCUAAUCAACCUCUUACAGAAUUACCAUUCAGUCUCUACCAACUGAACUGGAAUAUCUGCAUCUCUUUCUAACAGCGAUGGUAUGCAAAACGUUUCUCCUAUUGUCUGAGUAUAAGGUGUGCCUACAGGUAAACCGGCUUUUACAGAGGAAUGAAGCUGGGUAAGGGACAGACCUGAAUGGUCACUCCUCACCAUCUACUCUUUAAAAAACUGAGAAUACCCAACAUUGCUUUCUUGGAAGAAAUCUCGAUUGGUUCAAGAUAUUCUGUGAAGUCUCAUCAAAGACACUGAAUACAAUACCUCUGCAUAAAUAUUGUGGGGGGAAUGGGCAAUGGCAUAUAGAAGAGUCAAGGAUAAUUUUGUUUGUCACUCCUCUAUGUUUAGCUCAAACGAGGUUGAUUGUAAAUAUAUUUAACAUGGGAGAAGGGAUCAGUUGUACAAUUUUGGUUCUGUGUUGCUUUUAGACUGUUUGUGACCUUAAAUCCACUGUUUUCUACUGAUGGGUGCAAACUUCAUUUUUCAUCUCAUUCUCUCUCGAUUUGUUUUAAAGCAAGACAAUUUAUAUUUGGACACACUUAUGUUUCUCCGAUUAUUUUUGAGAUUUAGAUAUAUUUAGAUUUC
Girardinichthys multiradiatus is the source of this 2663-nucleotide messenger RNA. RefSeq names its product proline and serine-rich protein 2. The coding region runs from base 230 to 2047 and encodes 605 amino acids. The transcript has 4 exons. The record is from RefSeq and is a predicted model, not a curated record. NCBI's taxonomy places the organism in Eukaryota, Metazoa, Chordata, Actinopteri, Cyprinodontiformes, Goodeidae.